GUAUUACGGUAACGACCAGUCAGCCAUUCAGGAUGCUCUGGUUUGACUUCUAGCCGAUGCGCCGAAUUAGCGACCACUUGGCUGUUUGUCACCCGAUCUGGCAGGCUGAGAAGACGUGACACCGUGAAUGGAAUAUGGAGUGUGUAAGUCCACCGAUUCCGGCAACUCUUGAAGAUCUUGACAGCAAAAAGGAUCCACUGAUUGAGGAUCCUGAGCAUAACGUGUACACCAGGUUCAUGAAGUCCCAUCGCUGUUAUGAUCUCGUACCCACCAGCUCCAAAUUGGUGGUUUUCGACACAUCCCUCCAGGUCAAGAAGGCAUUUUUUGCCCUUGUUUCCAAUGGGGUGAGGGCAGCUCCCCUAUGGGACAGUAACAAACAGUGCUUUGUUGGCAUGCUAACCAUCACAGACUUCAUUAACAUCCUUCAUCGCUACUAUAAAUCUCCUCUGGUGCAGAUUUAUGAGUUGGAAGAGCACAAAAUAGAAACAUGGAGAGAGCUGUAUCUUCAAGACUCUUUCAAGCCCUUGGUUAGCAUAUCCCCCAAUGCCAGCUUGUAUGACGCCGUAUCUUCGUUGCUCAAGAACAAGAUCCACAGACUGCCAGUCAUCGAUCCCCUGACGGGAAACACUCUCUACAUCCUGACACACAAGCGGAUUCUCAAGUUCUUGAAGCUCUUUAUAUCGGAGAUGCCAAAACCGACGUUCCUGGGUCAAACUUUGGAGGAGCUGAACAUUGGGACAUUCCAGAACAUCGCAGUGGUGCGCACAGAUACCCCUCUGUACACGGCGCUGGGUAUUUUUGUAGAGCAGCGUGUGUCUGCGCUCCCCGUGGUGGAUGACAAAGGUCGAGUGGUGGACAUUUACUCCAAAUUUGAUGUCAUUAACCUGGCAGCAGAGAAGACUUACAACAACCUCGACUUGACCGUGACCAAAGCCUUGCAGCACCGCUCUCAGUACUUCGAAGGGGUGCUGACCUGCAAUCGCCACGAGACGCUGGAAGCCAUCAUCAACAGACUGGUGGAGGCUGAGGUGCACAGGUUGGUGGUUGUGGACGAGCGGGAUGUGGUGAAGGGCAUCGUCUCACUCUCGGAUAUCCUCCAGGCACUCGUGCUCACCGAUAGAGAUGAGGGCACCGCAUGAGGCGAAAGAGAAGCGAGGUCGGAGCAAAGGGAGAAGGAAGUGACGUGAGGGAAUGUGGGGGAGGGGUUAGGAGAUUUUGACAGCCAAAUGAAUGAUCGUCAUCCCGUCUUUCCUGUUCACAUUCCUUCAUCUGUGCAUAAAUACUUUGCAGUUCACCACGUUUUACGAGGUGAGCAGUAACAACGUUGUUGGUAGCACAGCGAGCGACGCAGUUCCCGCCACCCGAGCCAAAUUUGACAACACCAAGGGAGCAAUGACAGCGCCAGAAUGCUCAUUUUAAUAUUGAAUAAUAGUCCUCUACCAGCUAAAGGAAAACCAAUUUGUGCAUGAGUAAGAUUUCUUCUCCUUUGUGGUGAGGCAAUCAACCCAUCCAGGGACAUCAAACUAUCUCUGUUGAUGUGCAAGUUAUACACUGAGCUAUUUUAUUUCUCAUCGAGGUUGACGCCCACUCUUUGUCAUACAAAUAUACUAAAGACAUCCUGUUGUACUGAGUGCGUCAUCACCCGAAAGUUGAGGUUUUAUGUAGUAAGUAUGAAUUGAAUUGUUUCGUAGCAAAUGAAGAACCUACCAACUUACCAACUUAACUACUAACUGUACAUCCAUAGACUCACGAAAGACGAUGAUGACAGUUUGGUGGUUGUUGUGUAUCACAGUUUUUAAAAGAAUUUACGUCUAGAUUCCAAAACCACAUCAAUUACUUGUUUUCUUACACAUACUAUAUUAAAAGGGAUUUGUAUUACCAUUGACGGUGCUGUGAAAUGGCUUUUUGGAAAGGGGUCCAACGUUUAAAUAGAGAUGGUCAAAGUUAGCCAUUAUUUCAUUGGGAUUUGUCAUUUGAAACAAAAACUGUUUCUGCAUUUAUUUAUGUUGCAUUUGAUGUAUAGCUUUUCUCUUCCUUCUGGGGAUAAGCAAAGAAUGAGUCACGCUUUCUGAUUUGAAGUUGUAUGGCAAUGCGGUUUUCGGAUCAAACUGCAGUCAAUUGUGGAGAGCAAUAAAUGUUCUUUUGAGAGUUUGUACGCGCUA
Messenger RNA from Hippocampus comes (tiger tail seahorse), 2162 nucleotides. It is a transcript of the gene prkag1, whose product is annotated as protein kinase, AMP-activated, gamma 1 non-catalytic subunit. Gene Ontology annotation, molecular function: protein kinase regulator activity; protein kinase binding; AMP binding. Gene Ontology annotation, cellular component: cytoplasm; nucleus; nucleotide-activated protein kinase complex. Gene Ontology annotation, biological process: regulation of catalytic activity; protein phosphorylation. The transcript has 13 exons. Lineage: Eukaryota; Metazoa; Chordata; Actinopteri; Syngnathiformes; Syngnathidae. The record is from RefSeq and is a predicted model, not a curated record. The coding region runs from base 135 to 1139 and encodes 334 amino acids.